GGUUUGACUAUGGUCAUGUUUGUCCCUUUGCACUUUCCGUAGCAGGAGCUUGUUUGCCGCAGGCGACCCAUGCGUUGUUUACAUGCAAUCUUUGAACGUCUUUCUUGUGUCCGAUGACAGCCGAUUACAACACAACCAUCUUCUUUAACUGACGUCUCUUCAAUAACUGAAAAGAUGACGGACCAUGCCCCUUCUGUCGCCAUGGAGGCCGUCCUUAAGCCCAGUUGCCCCCUCUCAGAGGACAUGCAAAAGAUCCGAGGCUACGACUUCAACAAGGGGGUUGAUCUCCAGGCAGUGAUGGAUUCCUACAUCACCACAGGCUUCCAGGCCAGCAGCUUGGGUUUGGCCAUCCAGGAGAUUAACCUCAUGAUAGAGAAGCGUCUUGAGCCAGUGGAGGAGGGUGAAACAAAAGAGCCCGAUGAAUACCGCAGCAGAUCGGGCUGCACCAUCUUCCUGGGCUACACCUCCAACCUCAUCAGCUCCGGAGUCAGAGAGAGCAUCCGCUACCUGGCAGAGCACAAAAUGGUGGAUGUGAUUGUCACCACAGCCGGAGGCAUAGAGGAGGAUUUCAUCAAGUGUAUGGCUCACACAUACUUGGGGGAUUUCAGCAUGCCUGGCAAGGAGCUCCGGCUGAAGGGCAUCAAUAGGAUAGGGAAUCUGUUGGUGCCCAAUGACAACUACUGUAAGUUUGAAGACUGGCUGAUGCCCAUCCUGGACCAGAUGCUGUUGGAGCAGAAAACAGAGGGCACGAGUUGGACUCCCUCAAAAAUGAUCCAUCGGCUUGGCAAGGAGAUCAAUAAUACUGACUCUGUCUACUACUGGGCGUACAAGAAUAACAUUCCCGUGUUCAGUCCCGCUCUGACAGACGGCUCUCUGGGAGACAUGCUCUACUUCCACUCCUUUAAGAACCCUGGCUUGGUUUUGGACAUAGUGGAAGAUAUUCGCAGAUUGAACGGCCAAGCGGUGUUUGCCAAAAGAACUGGAAUGAUCAUCCUGGGAGGAGGUCUGGUCAAACAUCACAUAUCCAAUGCUAAUCUUAUGAGAAAUGGAGCUGACCAUGCGGUGUUUGUGAACACGGGUCAGGAGUUCGAUGGCUCUGACUCUGGGGCCAGACCUGAUGAGGCUGUAUCCUGGGGCAAAAUCAGAACAGAUGCCAAACCUGUGAAGGUGUAUGCAGACGCCUCUCUAGUCUUCCCUCUGAUUGUGUCCCAGACCUUCGCUUUCCACGCUGACAAGCUGACUGCCGACAAGACAACAGAAUAAAUGUUUGGCCCCUCAAGUGCUCUGUUCGAAACAACAACAACUUUGUUCCUCUGGAUCUUCCCUUGUUGGACUAUUGGCAGAUUUAAGUUAGAUCUUAUAAACAUUUCUGUUGAAAAUACAUGAUAGGCAACUUUAAGUAGCAGCAUUAAAUACAAUGCUGCAAUUGAAAACCUUGUUUAAUGGGAGUCAGUGAGGGUUUUCAGAUAGCUGGAGUAGUAUGUGUAGCAUGCUAUUGCUUGUACCAAAGAGACUGUUGAGAAUGCAUCAUGUUUUAACCGUGUGUGUGUGUGUGUGUGUGUGUGUGUGUGUGUGUGUGUGUGUGUGUGUGUGUGUGUGUGUGUUUACCCAGGGCUUGACAGUUAAAAGAUUUCUUUAAAAAGGCAGUGUACGGAUUUUCGUGUGUGGCGAUGUUAUUUAAGAGUUAUGAUUUAUUGUAUUUUAAUUGUGGCAUGACACACGGUCACAUCACUUGUAUAUUACCACAUUGCUUCUCAGUUUUUAUCUCACUGUCAGUUUUACAGGAUUAAAUUUGUGCCUGUAUAACUUUAAGAAAUCAUAAUUUCAUCCCACUACAAAAAGCCUUUUGUGCAGUAGGUCUGUGUGAGAUGGCCACAAGUGGUCCAUCAUGUGACACUUAAUUUCACAUGACAGUGUUUGUGAUCUUUGUCGUAUCAAAGGACAUAACAAAUACAUUACAGACACACAAGAUAUUAUGAUGCAAAAUUAUAUUUAGAGUAAUAUAUACAGUUUGCAGCUGUGUGUGUGUAAACUGCUUAAAGUGUUGCUGUUGUUCUCGUAACAGAGAGACUCAGUGUCCACUUUAUUAUGGAAUACUUAUACAAUUUAAUGCAAUUUCAAUACAACAGCUCUGGCAUAAAUUCUACCUUUAACAAAGUUUAAAUUGUUUAAGUAAAUUUAGCUAUAUGUUUAUUAUUGAGGUCAUAGUUAAAAGAGUUGUUCUGGACUACAUUAUAUUGAGAGGUGUUUUCUAAUGUUUUAUUUACAUGAAUGGUUUUAUUUAUUUUCUUCAACCUUUAUUUAACCAGCUUAAUCUCACCAAUAACAGCACAGAGCUCCAAAAUAAUAAUAGGCACACAUAGUUUGUCCCUACAGACAACAUAUUUCUCCAUAGCUUUAAACGUGUUCAGGGUUACCAUGUUUUGUAGUUUAAGAUCAGUCUGUAGCUUAUUCAGUGCAGAACAUCUAAAAGCUUUCUUUCCAAUUCAGUUUGGUCUUUGGAAACAACAAAUCCCAAAAUGUCCAGAGAAGGAAGAUUGUGACUUCCAUAUUUCAUGUUUAAAGACAUGUAAGGAGGAUGAAUGGCGGCAUGCAUAUAAAGCAGAACAAUUCACUUUUGAAUAUAAUACACAAUGGUGAGUAAAACAAGUGUUCAAUUUAACAAUGAGUUAAAAAGUAGAUACCAACUAAAUUUAUUGACAAUUUCCAUAAAAGAAAAAAUAUGAGAAACACCUCUGAAUAUAAUGCAGUCCUUGUGGCACAUGUCUUAAUGUCUGGUGAGCGCCUCCAGCCACCUUAAAGAAGUACUUCAUUUGUAUAUACUUACCCCGUGUUACCUUGAAUUCUUAAAGGAAACUAAGUUUUACUUGCAUGCCUCCACAGGUGAGCAAAGAACCCAAAGUAAAUGGGGGACAGCGUUUAACAACAGCAACGAUAUCUGUUUACAAACUCACACAACUAGUGCAGUAUAAUCCAAGUCUCAUUUACCCAGUCGUAUGCUCACUUUAAUUCAUCACAACUGUUUUACAUUUUUUCCGCUCACGGUGGAGGCAUGCGAGAGAAUUGAAGGUAACCCGGGGUGAGUAAUUGAUAUACAAAUGAUCAUUUGGUGGUUGAUGUAUUCCUUUAAUGCUGUACGUGAGAUCCUUCCCUCCAAUCACCCGAGGGGCUCAUAAGAGCAUCACAACUUCCGCAUGUCUGGUUACAGCUUGCUCAGUAUGGGACUCUUGUCUCUUUCCCGUUCUGCUUUCUUUAGCGAAAUCAACCGCAUGAUGUAGUAACAAUGAUAAAGCCAUUUCCCAUUACAAUACAUCAGGCUGCUAUUGUGGGAGUGGAUAUUUCCUCUGGCUAAUCACUGCUCCCAUAUCCUUUACACACAGCCAGUUAUAUUUGCAGACUUUGGAAUGGAAAUAUCUGUAGUUUUUGUGUCAAAUGUGUAUAUAAUAUAUUCACUUUUUUCCCCCCAUA
Molecule: messenger RNA, 3468 nt
Organism: Cottoperca gobio
Lineage: Eukaryota; Metazoa; Chordata; Actinopteri; Perciformes; Bovichtidae
Gene: dhps
Product: deoxyhypusine synthase
Exons: 10
Coding region: 175-1263 (362 amino acids)
Biological process (GO): peptidyl-hypusine biosynthetic process
Cellular component (GO): cytoplasm
Molecular function (GO): deoxyhypusine synthase activity
Source: RefSeq, a predicted model, not a curated record